CACCCUGACUUCCUCCAUAAAUGGGCGUGGUUGUAACUUAGGGGCGUGGCCUUGUGGGCAGCAGGAAGAAGUUACCUGUUGAAUCCUUCUAACCAUCUUCUUCUCAGCCCUUGCAGCUACCCCUAAGAGGGAAGCUGCAAACCAUAAACCUCUUCAGAAAAAGAGGUAACAGGAGGCAGACAAGGAGCAGCGGAGGGAACUGACUAUUGCUUUCGAUUAUAUUUAGAGCCCUUGAUCUGCAGACACAUUGGCCGACUGUGGGGCACUCCCUCGGCCUCGGGAAGAGAGAACGCGGGAGACUUUUCGGCAGCAAAAGAACGACCCAUCCGGGUUUCCUACCGUCCGUGUAUUUCCUAGCCCCAAAACUAUAGAGCCACAUGGCUUCCGCGGUCUGGGGAAGUGCUCCCUGGUGGGGCCCACCGCCCCCAGCCCCAGCCCGGCCGCUCACGGAUAUCGACUUCUGCUCUGGGGCGCAGCUGCAGGAACUAACCCAGCUGAUUCAGGAGCUAGGUGUUCAAGAGAGCUGGAGCGACGGGCCCAAGCCGGGACCAGACCUCCUCCAGGCCAAGGAUUUUGUUUUCUCUCUGCUGGGUCUCGUUCACCGCCGGGACCCUCGCUUUCCUCCCCAGGCUGAGCUCUUGCUGCUUCGUGGCGGGAUUCGCGAGGGCUCCCUGGAUCUGGGGCCUGCACCUCUAGGUCCCUAUGCCCGGGGGCCUCACUAUGACGCCGGCUUCACACUCCUGGUGCCCGUGUUUUCGCUAGACGGCACUGGACAGGAGCUACAACUGGAUGUGGGAUCCUGUUAUGCAUGGCUCUGCCUCCCAGAGCAAGUACACGGAACCUCAGUCCGGGAGGCAUGGCAGGAUUGCCUAGGACCCCCAGUCCCAGGGAGACGUGAUUCGAUCCUCCCAACCGAAAGAGAAGGAAGUUCCAAGGACCCGCAGAGCUCUGUGGACCAGCCUCACGGCGACGUUGCUGAGCCUGGGGCACAUGUGUGUUUGGAAAAAUCACCUAGUAACAUUUCAGUGCCGGAGCUGCCUCAGGAAGACGUAACCGAUGUUGGCUUUCCCUCAUCCUUGAAAAAACCGAAUGGUGACGUCACCACAGCAGCCGACGUUAGCCCCAGCCCAGUGCCAAAGCCGUCGGAGGCUCUGGAGGCAUGGCCCACAUUGUGCCCUGCCCAGGUGGCUGCCUGGUUCUUUGCUUCGCUGGCCGCGGUCGCUGAAUCCCUGUUCCCGGUCCCGGGUGCCCCGCGCUUGGUGCAUGCAGCCCGCCACGCCGGGUUCAGCACCAUCCUCCUGGCUACUCCUGGGCCCCCGCGCCGCCUUCUGCUUUUCGACCUGAUCCCCGUGGUGUCCGUGGCCGGCUGGCCCGAGGGGGCUCGUAGCCACUCUUGGGCCGGCCCGCUGGUUUCGGAGUCUUCCUCCUUCUACCUGGUGCCCGGCGGUGGCACAGAGCGGUCGGGCGCCUCCGGCUGGCAGCUCUGCUUCGCCCGCCAGGAGCUGGCGCUCAAGUCGCGCAUACCCGCACCGCUGCUGCAAGCGCACGCCGCGGCCCAGGCCCUGCUGCGCCCGCUGGUGGCUGGGACCCGGGCCGCGGCUCCCUACCUCUUGCGGACGUUGCUCUACUGGGCUUGCGAGCGGCUGCCCGCGCUCUAUCUGGCGCGGCCCGAGAAUGCGGGCGCCUGCUGCCUCGGGCUGCUGGAUGAACUGGGCCGGGUGCUCGAGGCCGGGACGCUGCCCCACUAUUUUCUGAGUGGCCGAAAGCUCCGUGCCGGAGACGGCGCCGCUGCGCUGCUCGGGGCGUUGGCCCAGCUUCGCGGGGACCCUGCCGGGGCCCUCCGCACCGCUGUGGAGGAGGCCAAGGCUGCGCGCAAGGGGGGCGGCUUAGCUGGCGUGGGAGGCGGAGCCCAUUAAAGAUGUUGCUCCUACUAGC
Camelus dromedarius (Arabian camel) is the source of this 1935-nucleotide messenger RNA. RefSeq names its product transmembrane protein 102 (gene TMEM102). Bases 378 to 1916 code for a protein of 512 amino acids. NCBI's taxonomy places the organism in Eukaryota, Metazoa, Chordata, Mammalia, Artiodactyla, Camelidae. The record is from RefSeq and is a predicted model, not a curated record. The transcript has 3 exons.